AUGACCAUGGAAGGUAUUCCAGUGAGUGCAGCGAUGGGGGCCCUGAACUCCGUCCUGGAGAAGCUGGCCACUCUAGUGGUCGAUGAGUACAAGCUUUGCAAGGUGAUGGGCAGUGAGAUCAAAUUGCUCACAGAUGAACUCACGUUCAUGCAUGCGUUUCUCCUGAAAAUGACGGAGGUUGAGGAUCCUGAUGUGCAAGAUAUGGUUUGGAUGACGGCGGUGCGUGAGCUGUCCUAUGAUAUAGAGGACUCCAUCGACGACUUCAUGCAAGACGAAGACGCUAAGCCAGAUGGCUUCAUUAAGAAAAUGAUGCACAUGAUGGGGAUGUGGGGAAAGAGGAAGCGUCACCAUCAGAUGUUCCUAGACUUGAAGAAACGAGCCAUUGAGGUGGGCGAGAGGAGUGAAAGGUACAAGACUCGUCAGGUCUUCUCGAACACCAAAAAUGGAACUGUUGACCCUAGAGCUCUUGCUAUCUUUGAGCACGCAUCAAAGCUUGUUGGAAUUGAUGAACCCAAGGCCGAACUAAUCAAACUAUUGACCGAAGAGAAUGGAUGUGCGUCAACACAAGUGCAACCGAAAAUGGUGUCCAUUGUUGGGUCCGGAGGAUUGGGCAAGACAACUCUUGCAAACCUAGUGUAUCAAGAGCUUAAAGAGAAAUUCAAGUGUAAGGCUUUCGUAUCAGUGUCACGAAACCCAGACAUGACAAAUAUAUUGAGAACCAUUCUCAGUGAAGUAAGCUGCCAAGGUUAUGCUCAUACAGAAGCAGGAAGCAUACAACAAUUGAUAAGCAAGAUUAGUGAUUAUCUAGUGGACAAAAGGUAUUUUCUAGUGAUUGACGAUAUAUGGGACACUAAAACAUGGGAUGUUAUUAAGCACGUGUUCCCCAUGACAAAUUGUGACCCUUCCCUGGACCCUGCGCAAGCGGGAGCUACAUGCACCAGGUUGCCCUUUAUAAUAAUCACCACUACUCGUAUGGGUGAUGUCGCUUGUUCAUGUUGUUUAUCAAUUGGUGGCCAUAUCUAUAAUAUGAGUCCGCUUAGUAUGGUGCACUCAAGGCAACUAUUUCACAAAAGAUUAUUUGACUCCAAAGAAGACCUCCCUUCCCACCUUGAGAAAAUUUCUGAAGAAAUUCUGAAAAAAUGUGAUGGUUUACCUUUGGCAAUCAUUGCUAUAUCUAGUUUGUUGGCUAAUAAAGAGAGAUCAGAGCAACUAUGGAACCAAGUGAAAGAUUCAAUUGGCCGCGCACUUGAAAGGAAUCCUAGCAUUGAAGGAAUGAUAAAGAUACUGUCACUUAGUUACUUUGAUCUUCCUUCUCAUCUGAAAACCUGUCUCCUGUAUCUCAGUAUAUUUCCAGAGGAUUCUAUUAUUCAGAAGAAAGUCUUAAUAUGGAGAUGGAUUGCCGAAUGA
Triticum turgidum subsp. durum (durum wheat) is the source of this 1407-nucleotide messenger RNA. Lineage: Eukaryota; Viridiplantae; Streptophyta; Magnoliopsida; Poales; Poaceae. The record is from the annotation of a GenBank genome assembly.